UCACCGUGGCGCCGACGCCUCCGUCUCAGCUAGCAGCGUCCGUAGCCUGCAUCAUCUGUCGCCCUCCAGCUGGAGCUUUCACUCUGCUCCGCGGCUCAUCUCUAGCUCAGCGUGAAGCACCGAAACAUGGCGGCCCUCAUAGCUUUGUGCACCGCGGAGAAUCUGCUCGCCAGACACCUCUCACGUCCACGCAGAAGCAAAUUUUACGUCGCCAAGCUGCAACUGAGUAAGACCAGCAGCUGUUGCUUUUCUACCUCCAGCGAGAGAAAUUCUAAAUUCUACUCCGAUGCUACAGAGGCAGUAAAAGAUAUCCCUCACGGAGCUACAAUUCUGGUGGGAGGUUUUGGAUUGUGUGGAAUCCCAGAGAAUCUUAUAAACAGUUUGCUGAAGACUGGCGUUAAAGGCCUGACUGCAGUCAGCAACAAUGCAGGAGUGGAUAACUUUGGCCUGGGUCUGCUGCUCAGGACUAAGCAGAUCAAAAGGAUGAUCUCCUCGUAUGUUGGAGAGAAUGCAGAGUUCGAGCGACAGUACUUGGCAGGAGAGCUGGAGGUGGAGCUAACACCACAGGGUACCCUUGCAGAGAGGGUCAGGGCUGGGGGUGCUGGGAUUCCAGCUUUCUUUACAGCCACUGGUUAUGGCACCCUGAUCCAAGAGGGCGGCUCUCCCAUCAAGUAUAACAAAGAUGGCAGUAUUGCCAUCGCUAGUGAGGAGAGAGAGGUGAAAGAAUUCAAUGGCAGGCAUUACAUCAUGGAAAAGGCCAUCACUGGAGACUUUGCCCUGAUCAAAGCAUGGAAAGCCGACAAGGCUGGAAAUAUAGUUUUCAGGAAAACAGCCAGAAACUUCAAUCAGCCCAUGUGCAAAGCUGCCAAAACCACCAUAGUGGAGGUGGAGGAGGUGGUGGAUGUUGGGACCUUUGCUGAGGAGGACAUCCACCUACCCAGCAUCUACGUCCAUAGGGUCGUCAAAGGAGCCAGCUAUGAGAAGAGGAUUGAGAAACGCACUGUGAAGAAGAGCCAGGAGGAGAAGCCCAAACCAAAGAAGGACUCCGAUAUUGUUCGGGAAAGAAUCAUUCGCCGGGCGGCUCUGGAGUUUGAAGACGGGAUGUAUGCCAACCUCGGUAUUGGCAUCCCCAUGUUGGCCAGCAAUUUCAUAAAGCCAGACAUCACGGUGCACCUCCAAAGUGAAAAUGGGAUUUUGGGACUGGGCCCGUACCCCUCUGAGGAUGCAGUGGAUGCAGACCUGAUUAAUGCCGGGAAGGAGACAGUCACUGUGCUCCCUGGGGCUGCAUAUUUUUCUAGUGAUGAGUCAUUUGCAAUGAUCCGAGGGGGUCACAUCAACCUGACAAUGCUGGGAGCCAUGCAGGUGUCAAAAUAUGGAGAUCUGGCUAACUGGAUGAUCCCUGGUAAGAUGGUGAAGGGAAUGGGAGGAGCCAUGGAUUUGGUAGCGAGUGCGGGAACCAAGGUAGUGGUCACCAUGGAGCACUCAGCGAAGGGAGGAAAACACAAAAUAUUGGAGAAAUGCAGCCUCCCUUUGACAGGGAAGCAGUGUGUGGAUCGGAUCAUUACAGAAAAGGCUGUGUUUGAUGUAGAUAAGACAAAAGGCCUGACUCUAAUAGAAGUAUGGGAGGGUCUGACUGCUGAGGACAUCAAGGCUUGCACCGGCGCAGAUUUUGAGGUGUCUCCCAACCUGAAGGCCAUGCAGCAAAUCUAGACGACCACUCUUUUGGUUUGCGUCACCUUUAGUUCUCUGCAGUAUACAGCUGGUGAUUCCGUUUCAUGAGCGGCGUGCGCACCGAUACGACACGCUCGGCUCCGUUCACUGGUUCUCAGCAUGCAAACAUCAGACGGGUGUAGUCGUCGGUGAAUAUGAAUGAAUGAAGUGGUCGGCGGCCGCUACGCUGAACCACUUCAUCCCUGGGCAUCUUUUACCAAAUGGUCCGUCUGAGAUGACAACACAAACUGGGAUUAUUCUUUUCUUAUAAAAAUGUAAAUCUAAGACUUUGGUGAAAUAAGUAAUGUAGAACAUAGAACAGUACAUAUUUCAUUAAUUUUCAGGAAUAUAGAAAAACUUUGUUAUAAGUUAGGGAUUCCUGGUUUUGGCAAAAGGCAGUGUGUUUUAUUUAAAGCCGUGCUCCUCUAGGAGACUACAGCCCUGUGUAAAAUACUUCUAAGUUAAAACGUCACCACCUCAUUAAUGCAUAACUGAUCCAAGCCUUAACAUUUCGUGCUCUAACACAUUCUGUUCUCCUGCCUUUAGUAAUAAAAUGUGUAAAAGUUAAUAAAGUCUUUCUUGAGUGAAUGGAAA
Betta splendens (Siamese fighting fish) is the source of this 2304-nucleotide messenger RNA. It is a transcript of the gene oxct1a, whose product is annotated as 3-oxoacid CoA transferase 1a. Gene Ontology annotation, molecular function: succinyl-CoA:3-oxo-acid CoA-transferase activity. Bases 127 to 1710 code for a protein of 527 amino acids. Gene Ontology annotation, cellular component: mitochondrion. Gene Ontology annotation, biological process: ketone body catabolic process. The transcript is spliced from 17 exons. Lineage: Eukaryota; Metazoa; Chordata; Actinopteri; Anabantiformes; Osphronemidae. The record is from RefSeq and is a predicted model, not a curated record.